AUGGCUACGGAGGUGAAAACCCAGUUGGCUGAGCAUCCACUAGCAAGGGCUGCCAGAAGUUUGGCUUGGGGAGAGGCCCCUCCUGGGGCCAGCCUUCUGUUCCUGAGGGAUGUAUAUAAGGGAUCUUUGGAGCUUCCUAGAGGUGUGGUGACUAGUUCAAAGGCAGAGCCUGAGCCUGAGAAGAAGCUGGAGCAUCAGCCUAGGAGCCACAGGGAUGUUGGGGCCCAAAAGGAGCCUGUAGUCCCAGGCAUUGUGGAUUUCGAGCUGGUCCAAGAGGAGUUGAAGAUCUCUAAGCCUCAAACGCCCAGAGUCUACCGCUUUGGCCGUCUCAGCCACCAUUCCUUCUUCUCUCGGCACCACCCCCAACCCCAGCUUGUGACCCACAUCCCAGAUGUUACCGGGAAGCGUGUCUGUGUGAUCAGAGACGAGUUCUCCCUGGCGACCUUGCCUCAGUCCACAUACUGUCUGAUGGGGAUACCCACCAUCUCUACCCCCAUUGGGGACCCAAAGUCCAAUCGGAACCCCCAGCUUUCUUCUUCUGACACCUGGAAGAAGAAGUUGAGGGAUCUGGCUGCCCGAGUGGCUAUCUUCACUAAUGAGAAUGAAGUGAAGACCAACGAGCAGAAAGAGGAGCCUCCUCUGAGGGAGCAGGGAGCCAAGUACUCAGCUGAGACUGGUAGGCUCAUCCCUGCAUCCAGUCAAGCCCUCAACCGGCGCAGCCUCCAGAGCCAGCGGGGCCACCCUUCUGGCAGAGAUGGAGGAGGCCAAACCUCCCUGAUGCAGGACCAGGAGCUGCUGAUUCUGGAGCUCCUUUGUCAGAUUCUGCAAACGGAUUCUCUGAGGGCUAUCCAGUUCUGGCUACUCUACGCUCCACCAAAGGAGAAAGAUCUGGCACUGGGACUUCUGCAGACAGCAGCGGCUCAGCUCCUCCCCAAGUCCCUGUCUUCCAUUCCAGCAGAGAAGCUUCUGAACCAGCUUCAAGAACUUCAAGAGACUCCUCAAGAGAUGCAGCAAGCACCCUACAGUCCAUCCCUGAAGAAGAUGAGGACACCACCUUUAUCCAAAGUCGAAAAACCCAAGAGCAUGGGCAAAGUCCAAGUCCUCCACGUGCAUCCCAGUGAGGACUCAGAAGAUAAACCAACUCAGAAGUCAAAGACUGAGGGUUGAAGAGCCCACCGCAGAGCUAGAAGACUUCUACCAAGCUCAGAGGCAGCUUCUGAGCUCCAGAGGCAGGCUCCUGCCCUGCCACCUCAACACCACCCUGGUCUCUCACCACACUACUAAAUAAAAGCCUGUCUUCCCUGAAUGAAAGCACUUCUACCCUCCAGCAGGGGCACCUCGAUGCUUAGAUGGUUUGUUCUAGAAGAGACAAGCACAGGGUUCUAUCAUAUCCCAGCCAGGGAUACCGCCUAUGUCAGGGAACCCUCAGACUCCUUCACACAAUAUUACCCAGUACUAAGUUUCUUCCAUAUGUCAAGCCCUGGAACAGCAACAUGUGAAUUGUUCUGUUACUUAUAUGUAGUUCUAUAUCUCCCACUCCUGAAAACCCAAUGGGGCCUAAUAUGAUUACCACAGUGCUAUUUUGUA
This is a messenger RNA of Nannospalax galili (Upper Galilee mountains blind mole rat), 1587 nucleotides long. It is a transcript of the gene Tbata, whose product is annotated as thymus, brain and testes associated. The coding region runs from base 1 to 1167 and encodes 388 amino acids. The transcript has 10 exons. NCBI's taxonomy places the organism in Eukaryota, Metazoa, Chordata, Mammalia, Rodentia, Spalacidae. The record is from RefSeq and is a predicted model, not a curated record.